AGCACGAAAUACGCAAAAACAGCAAAAAGCCGUGUGAAAAGGCAAAGAAUAGCAGAAGAACGAGAAGAACAUUCUAGUCGGCGACAUUUUUGAAAAGGAACUGCGUGUUUUGCAAAAUAUCCAAUUUUCUAAUAUUUUUCAUCAGUUAAGCAGCAAACCUUCAGGGAAUCCACAGCAAUGGCCUGUCCCAUAGAUCCGAACGAACUGGUUAAGCUGAAAAUGUUUAUCGGCCUGUGCGAGACUCAACCGGAGUUGCUAAAUCUACCUCAGUUGGAUUUCUUCAAAUGUUUCGUCGAAAAACUAGGCGGUAAAGUUCCGGCUGGAACACCCGACUUUGGAGGGGUACCGAAGUUUAAGCCGGCGUCACAGCAGCAGAAAGAGAAAGAAGAGCCCAUGCCAAGUAAGGAUGAUUCCGACCCAGAGUCGGACGUAGAACUAGACGUUGAAGGUUGUGUCGAGCCGGAUAACGAACCCGAUCAGCCGAUGGGAGAUUCUUCGGCUGAGCCGAGUGAAGAAGAUAUAGAUAAAGCCAACGAGCUGCGCUCGAAAGCAACUGCAGCUUAUUCCGAACAAAACCACGAUGAAGCAGUCAAAUAUUUCACCGAAGCCAUCCUACUCAAUCCGAAAAGUGCGCUGUAUUAUGCCAAACGCGGUCAGGUUUAUUUGAAGUUGGUUAAACCGAAUGCUUGUAUCCGUGAUUGCAACCGCGCCCUAGAGAUUAAUCCAGACUCUGCCACAGCGUACAAGUUCCGAGGCCGUGCCAAUAGACUUCUGGGUAAGUGGGAAGAAGCUGCUAAAGAUCUCCGUCAAGCUUGCAAAUUGGACUAUGAUGAGGAAGCCGAUGAAUGGCUCAAGGAGGUUACCCCUAAUGCUAAGAAAAUUGAACAGCACAAGUUAAAGCUGGAGCGUCGCCGACAGGAGAAGGAACUGCGAGAACGUCAGGAACGUGUUCGUAAAGCGCAGGAAGCUAACAAAAAGGCUGCUGAAGAAAGUGCCGGUGCUGACUUUGGUGAUUUCCUUGGUGGUGGCGGUGGUGGGGGAACCGAAGAUAUUCUAAAUGCCUUCAAGGAUCCUGAGGUAGCGGCCGCCCUACAGGAUAUCAUGACCAACCCGGCUAACAUUGGCAAGUACCAGAACAAUCCUAAGGUAAUGAAUCUUGUUACUAAAAUAGCGGGCAAAGCAUCACAGACAGGUUUCCCGGGAUUCGGUGGAAGUACUGGAGCAGGUUUUCCAGGUGAAUUCCCCGGUGCCGGAGCCGGUGGGUUCCCAGGGGGCUUCCCGGGUGCCGGGGGGGCUGGUGGUUUUCCAGGAACCGGUGGUGGUGCAACUGGGGGCCAUAAAACUACAGACGAUUUAGAUUAAAUACUUGUCGCUGCAUUUAUGUUGGAGUUUGAUGGAUAACCCGUUUGCGCUUUUAAAGAGAACACUUUUGGUUUAAAACAGGCAGUUAAACGCUGUAUCGAGUUUGUAAUAAAUCUUAUAACUAUUGUUCAACAUAUAGCGUUUUACCCGAGGCGUAAUUAUAUUCCAAACUAUGUCUUAUUAACUAGCGGGUAGGAUCAAUAAAAUAAAACGCUCCUAGUGUUCCAUAGAA
Topomyia yanbarensis is the source of this 1594-nucleotide messenger RNA. Its product is annotated as hsc70-interacting protein 1-like. The record is from RefSeq and is a predicted model, not a curated record. The coding region runs from base 178 to 1362 and encodes 394 amino acids. The transcript is spliced from 2 exons. Gene Ontology annotation, molecular function: protein dimerization activity; Hsp70 protein binding. Lineage: Eukaryota; Metazoa; Arthropoda; Insecta; Diptera; Culicidae.